This is a messenger RNA of Racocetra persica, 741 nucleotides long. NCBI's taxonomy places the organism in Eukaryota, Fungi, Glomeromycota, Glomeromycetes, Diversisporales, Gigasporaceae. The record is from the annotation of a GenBank genome assembly.
AUGUCACCAAAAAAGCCAUCUACCCAAAGACAAAAACAAAAAAUAGUUGAUCUUACACAAGUAGAAUCUGAUAUUCCCAAACACUCAGAUAAUUUACCAAAAUCAAAAAAACUACAAAUAGUAAAUAAAGCAAAGAGUAAAGAGAAUAUUAAUUCAGAUUUAGAGACAAAUGAAGCAGAUAAUUUACAAUCUAAAGUCCAGAUAGAAUCUUAUCAACCAAACUAUCCACCUUCCAUAGAACUACAGAAUCAACAGACAUACAUCAAAAAUCAGCAAAAUCAAAUUAAUGAAUUGUUAAAUCAUUAUGAAAGUAAUGAAUCUUCACUUUUUGCCGCUGAUAAUGAUCUUUCUAAUCAUGAUAUUGAAGGGUUUAUAGCUAGUGCAGUAUGGGAGAAACUACUUAAAAAAUAUAUUGAUAUACUUGAUUAUGAUAUUUUUAUAAAACAACAAUCAGGAGUAAAAGUAUUAGUAAAAUUAGUUGCUAGAAGCCUCAAGAUAUAUGUAGAGUACUUGAUAGCUAAGUCUAAAGGAGAAAAUUCUGAUUAUGCUUUUAUGGUUUUAAACCACAUUAAAGAAUUAGAUAAUAUCACAAUUGAUAUUGGAUUUUUAGCAGCAACUAAUAAUGAUACUCAAUCUAAUAACAAUACUCAAUCUGAUAAUGAUACUCAAGCUGAUAAUAAUACUCAAGCCAAUUAUAAUAUUCAAGUCGAGAAUAACCAACAAUCUUACAAUAACAAUUAA